This is a messenger RNA of Schizophyllum commune H4-8, 1428 nucleotides long. RefSeq lists its product as uncharacterized. NCBI's taxonomy places the organism in Eukaryota, Fungi, Basidiomycota, Agaricomycetes, Agaricales, Schizophyllaceae. The record is from RefSeq and is a predicted model, not a curated record. The coding region runs from base 1 to 1428 and encodes 475 amino acids. The transcript is spliced from 14 exons.
AUGGAGAUCCAGCGUGAUGGCGCCGACUCUGCUUUUUUUGCGCGGUUCGCGCCCUCCCGCGUCUUCCUCACUCCCGUCACGGGUCACACCCCGCCUCGCGCAUCAUUUGCGAGUCGACUCUGGGCUCGCGAGCGGUCGUCGCGCUCGUCGAGGCGAGCAGUUCACGCUGAAAGCCAGGACAGCGUAACACGCCGACAGGCGCCCGGCGGACCCGUGUCGUCCCGUCCGACCUCCCGGACGCGGUCCUCCCAUCCCGCCUCAGGCAACGGCGGAAGAUUGAAUGCGCGCGCUCUGCGCAUAUUCCCCAAUCUUCCGACUUUGCUUGGACGAGUCCCGGCCGCGCGUCGCCGAGGCCACGUCCAUUUGAUGGCGGACUUUGGUCUGGAAGAUGCGGCGGAAGUAUUCAUCCCAGCUACUUUCUCCCUCCCAUCCACCCCUCCUCACGACUAUCACGACCCUCUACUCUCUUCAUUUGCUUUCAAAAUCAAUCUACAUAUAUGUGAGUCCCUCUUCCUUCCGCGCACCAUCAAUCGACACCAAACGCACUCUCCACGUUUGGUAGCUCUUUCGCCUCGGUCUACCUCGCAGUUAGGUAGCGAGGACGCAUCCUCUGCUCCCUACAAGACCAAUAGGGCCGGGUGUGGACGGAGUCUGCGGACCGAUCUAGCACUCCCGGUGGUGCGAUAUCAGGUUUUUAUUUUUGCAAGGCCUCACGAAGUCAUUGGCGACGACGAUGCCGUCUCGUGUCGUGCUUCUCGGCGACAUCGUGCUGGCGACCUAACCAAUGUCCUGCGGCCCUUCUCCGCCACCACGUUGGAUGACGACGCGCAACAUUUCAAGAGCAGCGCAAGGUCGGCAACCCUUACCCCUACCCCAUUGUACCCUGCCCCUCUCGUCGCCCACCUGCGUCUCGACCGUGCGCCUCGUCCCCUUCUCCCCCAAGAAAGACUCAUUCCAGGCCCCAGACCGACGCCCGUCACCCCCCUCUCUACGACUGCGGCAUCGAGAAGACUUCAUGCCUCCUUUGCUGCAGGGCUGCGAGGGGAGGCGGUCUCCCCCAUAACGACCAUUUGUCGGCACCCUCUCGCGAUGGACAUACGUGUCCGACACGCAUGCGCCGCCGCCGCCGUUGUCCCGGCAGAGCUAUGCACGAUCAAGCCGAGCCAGUUCUACAAGCACAAGCUCGACGAGGGUAUGCUGCUGACUCGAAGCUCGCUUACUCGCACUUCCAACACCCUACCCUACCCCUCACCCCUCACCCUUCCUUUGCACCGAUACUCCUUCUUUCUCGCUCCCUCCCCCACCCCCUCAGUCUCCCUUCUCCCCUCACUUGCUUCGUCUCAGAGCGGAGGUGGGACCACCUUUUCUUCUCCUCGGCAUCCCUCCGAAGAUGGGCUCGCCCCGACUCGGCUGCAGAAAUCGAGAUAG